Messenger RNA from Moneuplotes crassus, 427 nucleotides. NCBI's taxonomy places the organism in Eukaryota, Ciliophora, Spirotrichea, Euplotida, Euplotidae. The record is from the annotation of a GenBank genome assembly.
AUUUUAUAAGAAUUUAUUAUGGCAUCUCAUGAAAUCGAAGGGACUCUGACCGGGUUGCUCUCAGAACCAGGAGUAGAGGGCUAUAUAGUAAUAAACUACGACGGAAUCCCAGUAAGAUCCUACCCUGAGAACAAUGAAUUAUCAGUCCAAUAUGCUGCACUUAUCGCUGAUCUUGUUGCUAAAACUAAGGCGACUCUAAAGCAACUAGAUCCUUCGGACUCUGAUUUCACGUACCUAAGGAUGCGUACUAAGAAUGAGAAAGAAGUGAUAGUGACGAACCAAAUAAUAAAUAGUUGUGAGUACAUCCUUAUUACUCUUCACUCGUGAAAGUUUAUUAAGGAUGAUGAAGAGACCAAGGAAGAGGGCGAUGGGGAUGAAGAUAUUUAAUUAAAAGUUCUGGAGGCUCAUGAACAAAAUUUCAAUUUUA